Molecule: messenger RNA, 429 nt
Organism: Drepanopeziza brunnea f. sp. 'multigermtubi' MB_m1
Lineage: Eukaryota; Fungi; Ascomycota; Leotiomycetes; Helotiales; Drepanopezizaceae
Biological process (GO): pyruvate import into mitochondria
Cellular component (GO): mitochondrial inner membrane
Source: RefSeq, a predicted model, not a curated record
AUGGCGGCCUUCAUCAAAGCAAUUAACGCGAAGAUUCGCUCAAACCCUACGACCAACUACCUAUGUUCUACACAUUUCUGGGGCCCGGCUUCGAAUUUCGGUAUUCCAAUUGCGGCCGUCAUGGAUACGCAGAAGAGUCCUGAACUGAUUUCCGGCCAAAUGACAGGCGCCCUUAUCAUCUACUCUGCGACCUUCAUGCGCUACGCGCUCGCCGUGCAGCCCAAGAACUACCUCCUCUUCGCCUGCCACUUCGUCAACGAGAGCGCGCAGCUCACCCAGGGGUACCGAUGGCUGCAGUUCCACAAGUGGGGUGGCAAGGAGGAGAUGAUGAAGCAGAAGGCUGAGAGCGGGCUGAAGGGGGUGGUGGGCAAGGUGGAGAGCGGGGCCGAGAAGGCGGUUGACACGGUCAAGAAGGCUGUGGGCAAGUAA